This is a messenger RNA of Ornithorhynchus anatinus (platypus), 1424 nucleotides long. RefSeq names its product apolipoprotein H (gene APOH). NCBI's taxonomy places the organism in Eukaryota, Metazoa, Chordata, Mammalia, Monotremata, Ornithorhynchidae. The transcript has 8 exons. The record is from RefSeq and is a predicted model, not a curated record. The coding region runs from base 23 to 1087 and encodes 354 amino acids.
AAACCCAGGAGAAUCACUUUCCAUGCUCAACUGCAAGCCAUCCACCAUGGUUCCUAAGGUGCUAUUCCUUUUUGGGAGUUUUCUCUGCCAUUUGGCUUUUGCAGGACGGAUUUGUCCUAAACCACAGGAGGUACCUUUUGCCACAGUGGAGCCAUUGAAAGCUUUCUAUGAGCCAGGCGAUGUAAUUGUGUACACCUGUAAGGCUGGCUAUUCGAUGCUUGGGCAAGUAAGGAAGUACACCUGUCCUCUCACUGGGUUGUGGCCAGUCAAUACCGUCAAAUGUCUACCCAAAGUAUGUCCCUUCAUUGGACGCUUGGAAAACGGAUCUGUUCGUUACACAACAUUUGAAUACCCGAAUACUCUGACCUUUGCCUGUAACCCAGGAUAUGUUCUUAAUGGAACUAACUCCGUCCAGUGCCUGGAGGAUGGGAAAUGGAGUAAGAAACUGCCGGUUUGUGAUCCAAUAACUUGUCCUCCACCCACCACACCCAAUUUUGCAAAAGUUAGCUAUUACAAACCAUCAGCUACAAACGACUCCAUCUAUAAAGAUGAGGUAGUCUUUGAAUGCUUGCCACCUUAUGCAAUGUUUGGAAAUGCUACAAUCAGAUGCACGGAACAUGGAAAUUGGACGGAACUACCUGAAUGCAGAGACGUGAAGUGUCCAUUUCCAACAAGACCGGACAAUGGGUAUGUGAACUAUCCUAAAAAAGUAGCACUUGGUUACAAGGACAAAGCCACAUAUGGCUGCCACAGUACCUACACCUUGGAUGGACCAGAAACAGUAGAAUGUGGAAAGACAGGAACUUGGUCUGCUCAACCAACUUGUAAAGCAUCUUGUAAAGUCUCUGUUAAAAAAGCAACAGUGCUGUACAAGGGAAAUAGGGUGAAGAUCCAGGAACAAUUUAAGAACGGCAUGUCCCAUGGUGAACAUGUGGCUUUCUUCUGUAAAAAUAAGGAGAAGAAAUGUAGCUACACAGUGGAAGCUCAGUGCGUAGAUGGAAUUUUUAAAGUUCCCGAUUGUUUUAAAGAACACAGUUCUUUAGCUUUCUGGAAGACGGACGCAUGGGAUGUACCACUUUGCAGCUAAUACUCCUUCUGAACUCAAAACGAAGGAUGUUGAUACUUGCAUCUGUGGGUGAUGUCUAUCGCUAAAUUAAUGCAGAGAUGGGAAAUAGAUAAACAGUAUGACCCAUUGCAGAUUGUUCUUCACAGUAGUUGCUUUCCUUCGUUAAGUGAUUCAAGCACAGUAUUUGAGUUACCAACAUUUUCCUGAUGGACAAAUCUGAGGUCCAUUUUAGGCAACCAAAGGUUAAAUGGAACAUUUUAGUUCUUUCUCGUCCGUAUUAUUAGCCUGCCUACCAAGUGCCAUAUUUUUAUCAUAAUUCCACAUCUUUCUGCAUAAUAAAACCUUUCUUAAUUGGGUA